GCUUCAGAAAAAAAGGAGUGUUUUUUUAAUGCAUGUUAGUUCCAAAAUAUGUGUUGUCUAUUCUUGUCUUAUUAAUCCACUCUCUCUCCCAUAGCUGGGUUUAUAUAGGGAGAGUGUGUGACCUCCAGCCCAGGCCAGACCCUGCUUGUAUUUCAUUGCAUCCUGAUUCUCUGACAUGUAGUGUGUGUGUUGGAUGGGGGGAAGGGUAGGAAGAGGAAGAGGGUGUGUGUGUGUAUGUGUGUCUGUGUGUGUGUGUGUGUGGUUGGAGGAGGGCGGGGGUGAAGAAUGCUUGGUAUGUGCGGACGACAACAACAUGAAAAGGACGACGAGUGUUCAGCCUCAACUUGAUUGUGCGCCUACAAAUCGAACCCCCCCCCCCCCCCCCCCCCCAAAAAAAAGAAACACAUUGUAUCCGAUUAUAAAUUCGAGAACACCGAACGGCUCGACGCGUCUUUGUUGCAAAAAAAAACCAGAGCGCAAAGAGCGAGUUUGUGUGAGGCGGCCACGCAGUUUAUUUGAUGUCAAACACCCUGCAGAGGCAGGAGAUGGUUUGGUCUGUAUAGUAGGUGGGACUGCCGAGCGGUCUGCAGCAGGACGUCGUAGAUCAAUGAACCGGACCGAAGGGUUGGUCCAUCGCCUGGUGUGCAUCUGACUGUAUAGAUGUGUCAGUAUACCUAUGCAGGACCGAGGCUGCUUCUUUUUCUACUGUUAACCAGCCUGUUCAGUAUGCGGAUGUUUUAGAAUAAGGCUCCUCUCGCACGCCUGGAUCCCUCCUCUCUCUCUCUCUCUCAUCGUUUGCGAUUUUUCCUUUUUUUUUGGGGAAUUAAAAAAAAAAAUAGAAUCUGUAUAACCUCCAGGAUGAUCUUUGCAAACACAGGCAAUCCGCUGAAGACAGCCAAUCGUAAACAGUCCUACCCCAUGACUCCGUCCAGUCCCAGCAGCAGCAGCAACAGCAGCAGCACAGGCCUGGAGCAGCUCAGCAAAACCAACCUGUACAUCCGCGGCCUGCCUCCUGCGACUACAGACCUGGACCUGGUCAAGCUCUGUCACCAGUAUGGCAAGAUUCAGUCAGCAAAGGCAAUCCUGGACAAGACCACCAACAAAUGUAAAGGUUACGGCUUUGUGGACUUUGACAGCCCGGGGGCUGCUUUAAAAGCAGUACAUGCUCUGAAAACCAGCGGCAUACAGGCCCAGAUGGCCAAGCAACAGGAGCAGGACCCCACAAAUCUGUACAUUUCCAACCUGCCUCUCUCUGUGGAUGAGAAAGAGUUAGAGAACAUGCUGCAGCCCUUCGGCCAGGUUGUCUCCACACGGAUCCUCCGAGACUACAGCGGCAACAGCCGAGGCGUGGGCUUCGCCAGGAUGGACACAACAGAGCAGUGUAAUGCCGUCAUCUCCCACUUCAAUGGGAAGUUUAUCAAGAUAGCAUCUGGAGCUCUGGCUCCCUCUCAGCCCUUGCUGUGUAAGUUUGCAGACAGUCAAAGGAAGAAACAUGCUCACAGCGGAUUUGUUCCCAAUGGACAGACAGGGGAUCUCAGACUAGGUGCUAUGACUCUUACCUACGACCCCUCCUCAGCGGCUAUACAGAAUGGGUACUAUCCUUCUCCGUAUCCAGUGAGCAACAGGAUAAUGACUGUGCAGCCUGCGAUGUCUCCCUACAUGUCUCCAGUCUCUGCUUACCAGGUACAGAGUCAUUCUUGGGUGGCACAUCAACCAUAUAUCAUGCAACACCCGGGUGCUGUGAUGUCGCCCUCUGUGGAUCCCUCCAUGUCACUGCACCCUUCAGCCAUGAUUACUCAGCAGAUGGGCCAGCUGUCACUGGGAAACACUGGAGCGUAUAUUUCAGCCAACCCUGGUGUCCAGGGAGCUUACAUGCCUCAGUAUCCGCAAAUGCAGGCAGCAGCUGAAAACGGCACGCAGCAACAAGUGGAUUCUUCCAACAACUCGUCUCCUUACAGUCAACUCAGCAAGUAAUCACAGGCUAAAUUCCCGCUCUGUGAGCCAGAGGGCAGGUGGGAGGUUGCCGAUGACAUCACAGUGGCAACAGUCACCGCCUUCUCUGAUUGGACCAGAUACAUGAACUUUUUUGCACAGCCCCAACGUUUGUGGUGGAAAAUGAGGACAGUGUAAAUGGACUCAAGCAGUUGGCUAAUCACAGAAAACAAAAAAAAAGAUUUAUUUUGAUAAGAAACAACAUGCUCUUCUUUUUCUCUUUUUUCAAGGAUUCUCAAACAAAUGCCAGAGGACCCCCCUUCCCAUCCCCUCCCCUCCCCCCUCGCCACUCCUCCCCCAGUAUGAUGUGAUAUUAAAAUGCAUGAGAUUGAGAUAGUUCCCCCCCCCCCCUCCAAAGUUUCUAUGAUUUUAUAGUUCCUUUAUUUGUGAUAUAUGAAAAACCUUGCAAAACCUUGUUUGCACUGAAGUUUCUUCAUUUUGGUUUUCAUAGCUGCCACAGAAUAGCUUACAAAAUCAACCAAUGUUCAACUGCACUAGACAGCUGAUACAGGUGACCAUUUCAUUAGGGAAUUAAUUAAUUCAUUAUUGGAAAAGGUGCCUUCCUUACGUCACAUCAAACAUUCUCCAACAUUUUCUCAUCCAACUUGAUCAGGUGUCAUAUUUCUAUCUGAUUGAUCAAACGUGUGUGAAAUCAUGGAGAUUUCCAUCGAGUGUUUCGCUAUCUAGUCUUCUGGUAGCAAUAAAGACAAUGAGAGUCCCAACGGCAAUACUGAGAAAAAAGAAUGGUGACAGACUCAGAGCAAGGUAAUUCCUUAUUUUCCCUCUUUCCUUUUUUAAAAAAUCUUCAAGACGCGACAUGAAAAAAAAGAGCUGUACUUUUAUGAAAUUACAAGUUUUACACCCAAUGGACAUCUUUUAGGAGGGUUUGUUUUUUCUCUUGUGGUCAGUUUGACCAGUGAUCUACCUCAUGGUUCUGCUGGAGUCUGCUGGUGUUGUGGGGUUUGCAGGUAAAGCCCCCUUGUUCACCAGAGUGGACGAAGCAGAACAAAAGCCACGCUCAGGAGCUGGCUAAAUAGGACUUCUGCCCGUUUGUCUCCCACAUGCAGCGUUUCUCUUCCUGAUCUGCAAAGAAACAUUGUGCUUUGCUUCAUCUUUAUUUGUCAUUGCUUCUGUUCUGGUGUUUCUUUUUCUCAACAUGAUGAGCGUUGUGAGGAUUUUAGAGAUUCAAAGUAAGACAACUACUAGCUUCUCCUUGAAAUAGUUGGUUUACAAUGUGCUUGAAACAAAUGAAUGCAGGAUACGUGCAUUUAGUUUGUACAUUCUGCCUUUGCCAUUCUAGACAGAUGUUAGAUGACUCACCACUCCCACCUUUUCUCUCUUUCCUUUAAAAAGCCACUAUCUUUGGUUACACUGCUACUGUAAAGCUCUCCAGAAAUAAUGAUUUAGCCAAAUGUUGGUCAUUUGGUUAUACAGCAGCUUAACAGUGUUCAUGCAAAACAAUUUGGAUCUCAAAUCUUGCCUCAUGCAAAAUAAAUGCAACAAUCAUGUAUGAAGUACUUCAAAAACAGCAGUGUUUCAUACGAAUUUGAUGGAAGUUGAAAUCAUAUGACCGACAGCGUGUGUUUCAAAGGUUGGCUUUGUUCAGAAUAGGAUUUGUAAAUUAUAUGCAUUCAGGGCCAAAAGUGAAAAAUACGUGAGUUUUAUUGUUUGCUUUGCUUUUUUUUCCUUUAAAUUGAUGAUUUCUGAUGUAAGAAACUCUACACUACUAUGAGACAAGUAAAAAAGGUCAAAGCUGUACGGUCGCGGUGCUUUUCCUCGAUCAAUAGUACUGUAGCAGUAAAUGCUCACCUUUGGAAAAUGCAAGCAGUAACCUGCUUUUACUGAGUGUACUUUCCCAUUCUGAACAUUUGUUGCUGGAAAAAAUGUAAAAAUGAAAAAAAAAAGAAAUCUUGUACAUGUUAUCCUCAUUGCUUCCCCUGUCACCUUCAACUGACUCUCAAACAAUCUUCUCCUUGCUCUCUCCUUUGAAAACAUUGGAAUAAAAACAGUGCUGAAUAAAAGGCUCUUCUCUUUCUCAGA
Sebastes umbrosus (honeycomb rockfish) is the source of this 4032-nucleotide messenger RNA. It is a transcript of the gene rbms1a, whose product is annotated as RNA binding motif, single stranded interacting protein 1a. The record is from RefSeq and is a predicted model, not a curated record. Bases 859 to 1974 code for a protein of 371 amino acids. Lineage: Eukaryota; Metazoa; Chordata; Actinopteri; Perciformes; Sebastidae. The transcript has 14 exons. Gene Ontology annotation, molecular function: mRNA binding. Gene Ontology annotation, cellular component: cytosol; ribonucleoprotein complex.